UCACAUUUAUACAUCCGGUGAAAGAUGUUGUUCAUUGUGGAUCCCACUUCGUUGCUUAUCUACUCAGAUCCUCAUCCGUCCUUGUGAUCAGAGAUGCCGGGGUUAGAUUCAUCGGCAAGUGGGUGCAGUAUUUCAACAGAAUAUGAGACGUUAACAUAGCUUGUUGUUAGUUAGCUAGCUAGGUAACGGUUAGAUAAUAGCUACGCGAGUAAUGAGAACUUGUAACGUUAAACACAGCGAAACCAAAGGUUUCCCCGUUUAUCAUUUGCCAAACUGUCAACGUUACUAUUUUUGUAGUUGAUGUGAAGACUUGCCAUAGGAAAGUGUUAGCUAGUUAACUUUGCGAUGUGCAUAAAUCAUCGAAUUGAGAUCCAAUUAAUGAAUACAUGCAAAAUGGGAAGACGCACAAUAGCUAACUAGCUAGCUAACGUUACUCCUUUUGUAGCUGAUGUGAAGACUUGCCAUAGUUAACACUUUUCUAACUUUAGGAUGUGCUUACAUAAUUUCAUUGAUCCAGCCAAUGACUGUAGAUAUAUGUGAAGGAUCCAACUAAUGAAUAAAUGCAAAAUGGGAAUAUACCCAAUAGCUAGGUAGUUCGCUAACGUAUAACGUUACACACUCACGGACUUGGCUAACUAGCUAGGUAGCUAAUGGGCUUGCCUUUUUUUUUUUUUUUUUUACUAACUAAUCAACUUCUGUGGUUUUUAGGUGUUGACCAAACUGUGGAAAACAUUGGAAGACUCCCACCAGAUGUAUUGGCAGAAACAGUAAGGACAUCCUGUCUGUCAUUUCCCAUGGCAUGAAUUGAGAAAGAUGAGAUGCUUGAAAAAGUACCACAUGCACAUAAUUUUUUUCAGAUGUACUGAUUGGAGUGAUAGGCCAAUCCAGAGCCAUAUACACUGAGUAUACCAAACCUUAGAAACACCUUCUUAAUAUUGAGUUGCCCUCAGAACAGCCUCAAUUCCUUCGGAUCAUGGACUCCACCAGUUGUCGAAAGCGUUCCACAGGGAUGCUGGCCCGUGUUGAUUCCAAUGCUUCCCACAGUUGUGUCAAGUUGGCUGGAUGUCAUUUGAGUGGUGGACCAUUCUUGAUACACACGGGAAACUGUUGCACGUGAAAAACCCAGCAGCGUUGCAGUUCUUGACACAAACCGGUGCGGCUGGCACUUACUACCAUACCCUGUUCAAAGGCACUUAAAUAUUUUGCCUUGUCCAUUCACCCUCUGAAUGGCACACAUACACAAUCCAUGUAUCAGUUGUCUCAAGGCUUAAAAAUCCUUGAACCUGUCUCCUCCCCUUCAUCUACACUGAUUGAAGUGGAUUUAAUAAGUGACAUCAAUAAGGGAUCAUAGCUUUCACCUGGUCAAUCUGUCAUGGAAAGCGCAGGUGUUCUUAAUGUUUUGUAUACUCUGAUGUUAGCGCCCAUAUAGAACUUCAUUCUUGAAAUGUUGGCGAUGUAAUAACACGAGAACACCUCCAACAGCGGAUCCCUUCUAUGAAAUGACCCGCUGUAAACAAGCAAAACAGAGCAGCGAAUUUAAGACGUUUUUAUUGAUUAGCAUUCGGGAUAAUGUGUAUCCAAGUCUUUACUGUGUUGUAGUGUCACUGGACGUCUUCAUAGGUUUUGAAAACUAUCAGAAAUAAACAGCACAAUGCGGAAGCGUUAUCACUUGCAACGGCUAUGGAGGCGAAAGUGGCACACUCGGAACAUUCAACCGCAUUGGCCUAACUCCUCUCUCUCUCAUAUACACACACAGUGCAUUCUGAAAGUAUUCAGACCUCUUGACUUUUUCCACAUUUUGUUUUUACUUUACAGCCUUAUUCUAAAAUGGAUGAAAUUGUUUCCCCCCCUCAUCAAUCUACACACAAUACCCCAUAAUGACAAAGCAAAAACAGUUAAAAAAAAUAAAAUGUUUGCUAAUUUAUUAAAAAUGGAAAUAUCACAUUUCCAUAAGUAUUCAGACCCUCUACUCAGUACUUUGUUGAAACACCUUUGGCAGCGAUUACAGCCUCGAGUCUUCAUGGGUAUGGCGCUACAUGCUUGGCACAACUAUUUGGGGAGUUUCUCCCAUUCUUGGUUGGAUGGGGAGCGUUGCUGCACAGCUAUUUUCAGGUCCCUCCAGUUGUUCGAUCGGGUUCAAGUCUGGGCUCUGGCUGGGCCACUCAAGGACAUUCAGAGACUUGACCCGAAGCCACUCCUGCGUUGUCCUCUUGGAAGGUGAACCUUCGCCCCAGUCUGAGGUCCUGAGCGCUCCGGAGAAGGUUUUUAUCAAGGAUAUCUCUGUACUUUGCAUCGUUCAUCUUUCCCUCGAUCCUGCCUAGUCUCCCAGUCCCUGCCUCUGAAAAACAUCCCCACAGUAUGAUGCUGCCACCACCAUGCUUUACCGUAGGGCAGGUUUCCUCCCGACGUGACGCUUGGCAUUCAGGCCAAAGGGUUCAAUCUUGGUUUCAUCAGAACAUAUAAUCUUGUUUCCCAUGGUCUGAGAGUCCUUUAGGUGCCUUUUGGCAAACUCCAAGCGGGCUGUCAUGUGCCUUUUACUGACGAGUGGCACUUCCAUCUGGCCACUACCAUAAAAGCCUGAUUGGUGGAAUGCUGCAGAGAUAGUUAUCCUUCUGGAAGGUUCUCCCAUUUCCACAGAGGGAUUCUGGAGCUCUGUCAGAGGGACCAUCAGGUUCUUGGUCACCUCCAUGACCAAGGCCCUUCUCCCUUGAUUGCUCAGUUUAGCCGAGCUCUAGGAAGAGUCUUGGUGGUUCUAAACUUCUUUCAUUUAAGAAUGAUGGAGGCCACUGUGUUCUUGGGGACCUUCAAUGUUGCAGAAAUGUUGUGGUACCCUUCCCCAGAUCUCUGCCUGGACACAAUCCUGUCUCGGAGCUCUACGGACAAUUCCUUCAACCUCAUGGCUUGGUUUUUGCUCUGACAUGCAGUGUCAACUGUGGGACCUUAUAUAGACAGGUGUGUGCCUUUCCAAAUCAUGUGCAAUCAAUUGAAUUUACCACAGGUGGAUCAAGUUGUAAAAACAUAUCAAGGAUGAUUAAUGAAAAGAGGAUGCACCUGAGCUCAAUUUCGAGUCUCAUAGCAAAGGGUUUGAAUACUGAUGUGAAUAAGAUAUUUCUGUUUUUCUUUUUAAUGAAUGUGCAAACAUUUCUAAGAACCUGUUUUCGCUUUGUCAUUAUGGGGUAUUGUGUGUAGAUUGAUGAGAAACAUGUAUUUAAUCAAUUUUAGAAUAAGGUUGUAACGUAACAAAAUGUGGAAAAUGUCAAAGGGUCUGAAUACUUCCAGAAUGCACUGUGUAUAUACACUGCUCAAAAAAAUAAAGGGAACACUAAAAGAACACAUCCUAGAUCUGAAUGAAUGAAAUAAUCGUAUUAAAUACUUUUUUCUUUACAUAGUUGAAUGUGCUGACAACAAAAUCACACAAAAAUUAUCAAUGGAAAUCAAAUGUAUCAACCCAUGGAGGUCUGGAUUUGGAGUCACCCUCAAAAUUAAAGUGGGAAACCACACUACAGGCUGAUCCAACUUUGAUGUAAUGUCCUUAAAACAAGUCAAAAUGAGGCUCAGUAGUGUGUGUGGCCUCCACGUGCCUGUAUGACCUCCCUACAACGCCUGGGCAUGCUCCUGAUGAGGUGGCGGAUGGUCUCCUGAGGGAUCUCCUCCCAGACCUGGACUAAAGCAUCCGCCAACUCCUGGACAGUCUGUGGUGCAACGUGGCGUUGGUGGAUGGAGCGAGACAUGAUGUCCCAGAUGUGCUCAAUUGGAUUCAGGUCUGGGGAACGGGCGGGCCAGUCCAUAGCAUCAAUGCCUUCCUCUUGCAGGAACUGCUGACACACACCAGCCACAUGAGGUCUAGCAUUGUCUUGCAUUAGGAGGAACCCAGGGCCAACCACACCAGCAUAUGGUCUCACAAGGGGUCUGAGGAUCUCAUCUCGGUACCUAUUGGCAGUCAGGCUACCUCUGACGAGCACAUGGAGGGCUGUGCGGCCCCCCAAAGAAAUGCCACCCCACACCAUGACUGACCCUCUGCCAAACCGGUCAUGCUGGAGGAUGUUGCAGGCAGCAGAACGUUCUCCACGGCGUCUCCAGACUCUGUCACGUCUGUCACAUGUGCUCAGUGUGAACCUGCUUUCAUCUGUGAAGAGCACAGGGCGCCAGUGGCGAAUUUGCCAAUCUUGGUGUUCUCUGGCAAAUGCCAAACGUCCUGCACGGUGUUGGGCUGUAAGCACAACCCCCACCUGUGGACAUAGGGCCCUCAUACCACCCUCAUGGAGUCUGUUUCUGACCGUUUGAGCAGACACAUGCUCAUUUGUGGCCUGCUGGAGGUCAUUUUACAGGGCUCUGGCAGUGCUCCUCCUGCUCCUCCUUGCUCAAAGGCGGAGGUAGCGGUCCUGCUGCUGGGUUGUUGCCCUCCUACGGCCUCCUCCACGUCUCCUGAUGUACUGGCCUGUCUCCUGGUAGCGCCUCCAUGCUCUGGACACUAUGCUGACAGACACAGCAAACCUUCUUGCCACAGCUCGCAUUGAUGUGCCAUCCUGGAUGAGCUGCACUACCUGAGCCACUUGUGUGGGUUGUAGACUCCGUCUCAUGCUACCACUAGAGUGAAAGCACCGCCAGCAUUCAGAAGUGACCAAAACAUCAGCCAGGAAGCAUAGGAACUGAGAAGUGGUCUGUGGUCACCACCUGCAAAACCAGUCCUUUAUUGGGGGUGUCUUGCUAAUUGCCUAUAAUUUCCACCUGUUGUCUAUACCAUUUGCACAACAGCAUGUGACAUUUAUUGUCAAUCAGUGUUGCUUCCUAAGUGGACAGUUUGAUUUCACAGAAGUGUGAUUGACUUGGAGUUACAUUGUGUUGUUUAAGUGUUUUCUUUAUUUUUUUGAGCAGUGUAUAUUAAAGGUACAUUAUAUAUACAAAAUUAUGUGGACACCCCUUCAAAUUAGUGGAUUCGGCUAUUUCAGCCACACCCAUUGCUGACAGGUGUAUAAAAUCGAACACACAGCCAUGCAAUCUCCAUAGACAAACAUUAGCAGUAGAAUGGUCUUACUGAAAAGCUCAUUGACUUUCAAAGUGCCACCCUCAUAGGAUGCCACCUUUCCCACAAGUCAGUUUGUCAAAUUUCUGCCCUGCUAGAGCUGCCCUGGUCAACUGUAAGUGCCGUUAUUGUGAAGUGGAAACGUCUAGGUGCAACAACGGCUCAGCCGCGAAGUGGUAGGCCACACAAGCUCACAGAAAGGGACUGGCGUGUGCUAAAGUGCGUAGCAUGUAAAAAUAGUCUGUCCUCGGUUGCAACACUCACUACCCAGUUCCAAACUGCCUCUGGAAGCAACGUCAGCACAAUAACUAUUAGUCGGGAGCUUCAUGAAAUGGGUUUCCAUGACCAAGCAGCUGCACACAGGCCUAAGAUCACCAUGCGCAAUGCCAAGCGUCGGCUGGAGUGGUGUUAAACUCGCUGCCAUUGGACUCUGGAGCAGUGGAAACGCGUUCUCUGGAGUAAUUAAUCACGCUUCACCAUCUGGCAGUCAGAGGGACUAAUCUGGGUUUGUCAGAUUCCAGGAGAACGCUACCUGCCCCAAUGCAUAGUGCCAACUAAAGUUUGGUGGAGGAGGAAUACUGGUCUAGGGCUGUUUUUCAUGGUUCGGGCUAGGCCCCUUAGUUCCAGUGAAGGGAAAUCGUUACACUACGGCAUACAAUUACAUUCUAGAUUAUUCUGUGCUUCCAACUUUGUGGCAACAGUUUGGGGAAGCCCUUUCCUGUUUCAGCAUGACAAUGCCCCCAUGCGCAAGCAAGGUCCAUACAGAAAUGGUUUGUCGAGAUCGGUGUGGAAGAACUUGACUGGCCUGCACAGAGCCCUGACCUCAAUCCUAUCUAACACCUUUGGGAUGAAUUUGAACGCUGACUGCGAGCCAGGCCUAAUCGCCCAACAUCAGUGCCGGACCUCACUAAUGCUUUUGUGGCUGAAUGGAAGCAAGUCCCCGCAAACAAUGUUCCAACAUCUAGGGGAAUGCCUUCCCAGAAGAGUGGAGGCUGUUAUAGCAGCAAAGGGGGGACCAACUCCAUAUUCAUACCCAUGAUUUUGGAAUGAGAUGUUCGAUAUUGUCCAUAUUGGUCAGGUAGUGUGUGUGUGUGUGUGUGUGUGUGUGUGUGUGUGUGUGUGUGUGUGUGUGUGUGUAUAUAUAUAUACAGUGGGGAGAACAAGUAUUUGAUACACUGCCGAUUUUGCAGGUUUUCCUACUUACAAUGCAUGUAGAGGUCUGUAAUUUUUAUCGUAGGUACACUUCAACUGUGAGAGACGGAAUCUAAAACAAAAAUCCAGAAAAUCACAUUGUAUGAUUUUUAAGUAAUUAAUUUGCAUUUUAUUGCAUGACAUAAGUAUUUGAUCACCUACCAACCAGUAAGAAUUCCGGCUCUCACAGACCUGUUAGUUUUUCUUUAAGAAGCCCUCCUGUUCUCCACUCAUUACCUGUAUUAACUGCACCUGUUUGAACUCGUUACCUGUAUAAAAGACACCUGUCCACACACUCAAUCAAACAGACUCCAACCUCUCCACAAUGGCCAAGACCAGAGAGCUGUGUAAGGACAUCAGGGAUAAAAUUGUAGACCUGCACAAGGUUGGGAUGGGCUACAGGACAAUAGGCAAGCAGCUUGGUGAGAAGGCAACAACUUUUGGCGCAAUUAUUAGAAAAUGGAAGAAGUUCAAGAUGACGGUCAAUCACCCUCGGUCUGGGGCUCCAUGCAAGAUCUCACCUCGUGGGGCAUCAAUGAUCAUGAGGAAGGUGAGGGAUCAGCCCAGAACUACACGGCAGGGCCUGGUCAAUGACCUGAAGAGAGCUGGGAUCACAGUCUCAAAGAAAACCAUUAGUAACACACUACACCGUCAUGGAUUAAAAUCCUGCAGCGCACGCAAGCUCAAGCCAGCGCAAGUCCAGGCCCAUCUGAAGCUCAAGCCAGCGCAAGUCCAGGCCCAUCUGAAGUUUGCCAAUGACCAUCUGGAUGAUCCAGAGGAGGAAUGGGAGAAGGUCAUGUGGUCUGAUGAGACAAAAAUAGAGCUUUUUGGUCUAAACUCCACUCGCCGUGUUUGGAGGAAGAAGAAGGAUGAGUACAACCCCAAGAACACCAUCCCAACCGUGUAGCAUGGAGGUGGAAACAUCAUUAUUUGGGGAUGCUUUUCUGCAAAGGGGACAGGACGACUGCACCGUAUUGAGGGGAGGAUGGAGGGGGCCAUUUAUCGCGAGAUCUUGGCCAACAACCUCCUUCCCUCAGUAUGAGCAUUGAAGAUGGGUCAUGGCUGGGUCUUCCAGCAUGACAACGACCCGAAACACACAGCCAGGGCAACUAAGGAGUUUCUGUACCAAAUAUUAAGUUCUGCUUUUCUGAUGUAUCAAAUACUUAUGUCAUGCAAUAAAAUGCAAAUUAAUUACUUAAAAAUCAUACAAUGUGAUUUUCUGGAUUUUUGUUUUAGAUUCCGUCUCUCACUGUUGAAGUGUACCUAUGAUAAAAAUGACAGACCUCUACAUGCUUUGUAAGUAGGAAAACCUACAAAAUCGGCAGUGUAUCAAAUACUUGUUCUCCCCACUGUAUAUACAAUUAAUUUGCAUUUUAUUGCAUGACAUAAGUAUUUGAUACAUCAGAAAAGCAGAACUUAAUAUUUGGUACAGAAACCUUUGUUUGCAAUUACAGAGAUCAUACGUUUCCUGUAGGUCUUGACCAGGUUUGCACACACUGCAGCAGGGAUUUUGGCCCACUCCUCCAUACAGACCUUCUCCAGAUCCUUCAGGUUUCGGGGCUGUCGCUGGGCAAUACAGACUUUCAGCUCCCUCCAAAGAUUUUCUAUUGGGUUCAGGUCUGGAGACUGGCUAGGCCACUCCAGGACCUUGAGAUGCUUCUUACGGAGCUACUCCUUAGUUGCCCUGGCGGUGUGUUUCGGGUCGUUGUCAUGCUGGAAGAGCCAGCCACGACCCAUCUUCAAUACUCUUACUGAGGGAAGGAGGUUGUUGGCCAAGAUCUUGCGAUACAUGGCCCCAUCCAUCCUCCCCUCAAUACGGUGCAGUCGUCCUGUCCCCUUUGCAGAAAAGCAUCCCCAAAGAAUGAUGUUUCCACCUCCAUGCUUCACGGUUGGGAUGGUGUUCUUGGGGUUGUACUCAUCCUUCUUCUUCCUCCAAACACGGCGAGUGGAGUUUAGACCAAAAAGCUCUAUUUUUUUCUCAUCAGACCACAUGACCUUCUCCCAUUCCUCCUCUGGAUCAUCCAGAUGGUCAUUGGCAAACUUCAGACGGGCCUGGACAUGCGCUGGCUUGAGCAGGGGGACCUUGCGUGCGCUGCAGGAUUUUAAUCCAUGACGGUGUAGUGUUAUACUAAUAGUUUUCUUUGAGACUGUGGUCCCAGCUCUCUUCAGGUCAUUGACCAGGUCCUGCCGUGUAGUUCUGGGCUGAUCCCUCACCUUCCUCAUGAUCAUUGAUGCCCCACGAGGUGAGAUCUUGCAUGGAGCCCCAGACCGAGGGUGAUUGACCGUCAUCUUGAACUUCUUCCAUUUUCUAAUAAUUGCGCCAACAGUUGUUGCCUUCUCACCAAGCUGCUUGCCUAUUGUCCUGAAGCCCAUCCCAGCCUUGUGCAGGUCUACAAUGUUAUCCCUGAUGUCCUUACACAGCUCUCUGGUCUUGGCCAUUGUGGAGAGGUUGGAGUCUGUUUGAGUGUGUGGACAGGUGUCUUUUAUACAGGUAAUGAGUUCAAACAGGUGCAGUUAAUACAGGUAAUGAGUGGAGAACAGGAGGGCUUCUUAAAGAAAAACUAACAGGUCUGUGAGAGCCGGAAUUCUUACUGGUUGGUAGGUGAUAAAAUACUUAUGUCAUGCAAUAAAAUGCAAAUUAAUUACUUAAAAAUCAUACAAUGUGUUUUUCUGGAUUUUUGUUUUAGAUUCCGUCUCUCACAGUUGAAGUGUACCUAUGAUAAAAAUUACAGACCUCUACAUGCUUUGUAAGUAGGAAAACCUGCAAAAUUGGCAGUGUAUCAAAUACUUGUUCUCCCCACUGUAUAUAUAUACAGUACCAGUCAAAAGUUUGGACACACCUACUCAUUCCAGUGUUUUUCUUUAUUUUUGCUCUUUUCUACAUUGUAGAAUAAUAUUGAAUACAUUAAAACUAUGAAAUAACACAUAUGGAAUCAUUUAGUAACCAAAAAAGUGUUAAACAAAUCAAAAUAUAUAUUUUAUUUGAGAUUCUUCAAAGUAGCCCCCCUUUGCCUUGAUGACAGCUUUGCACACACUUGGCAUUCUCUCAACCAGCUUCAUGAGGUAGUCACCUGGAAUGCAUAUAAUUAACAGGUGUGCCUUGUUAAAAGUUUAUUUGUGGAAUUUCUUUCCAUCUUAAUGCGAUUGAGCCUAUCAGUUGUGUUGUGACAAGGUAGGGUUGGUAUGCAGAAGAUAGCCCUAUUUGGUAAAAGACCAAGUCCAUAUUAUGGCAAGAACAGCUCAACAGCAGUCGCAAAAACCAUCAAGCACUAUGAUGAAACUGGCUUUCAUGAGGACCACCACAGGAAAGGUAGACUCAGAGUUACCUCUGCUGCAGAGGAUAAAUUCAUUAGAGUUACCAGCCUCAGAAAUCGGCAAUUAAAUACACCUCAGAUUGCAGCCCAAAUAAAUGCUUCACGGAGUUCAAGUAACAGGUACCUCAACAUCAACUGUUCAGAGAAGACUGUGAAUCUACCUUCAUGGUCGAAUUGCUGCAAAGAAACCACUACUAAAAGACAUCAAAAAGAAGAAGACACUUGCUUGGGUCAAGAAACAUGAGCAAUGGACAUUAGAUAGGUGGAAAUCUGUCCUUUGGAGUCCAAAUUUGAGGUUUUUGGUUCCAACCGCCAUGCCUUUGUGAGACGCAGAGAUGGGGAACGGAUUAUCUUCGAAUGUGUGGUUCCCACCGUGAAGCAUGGAGGAGGAGGUGUGAUGGUGUGGGGAUGCUUUGCUGGUGACACUGUCUGUGAUUUAUUUAGAAUUCAAGGCACACUUAAUCAGAGUAAUGGAGUGCAGCAUCAGAUGACCUGGCCUCCACAAUCACCCGACCUCAACCCAAUUGAGAUGGUUUGGGAUGAGUUGGACUGUAGAAUGAAGGAAAAGCAGCCAACAAGUGCUCAGCAUAUGUGGGAACUCCUUCAAGACUGUUGGAAAAGCAUUCCAGGUGAAGCUGUUUGAGAGAAUGCCAAGAGUGUUCAAAGCUGUCAUCAAGGCAAAGGGUGGCUACUUUGAAGAAUCUCAAAUAUAUAAUAUAUUUUGAUUUGUUUAACACUUUUUUUGUCCCGGACAAGAGGACAAGCCCUGGCAUUCAUUCAUCCAUUUAUGUGUGCAUUUAUUCAUUUAUUUCAAAUUAUGACAGGUUUGGUCCUCCAUACAUCUAUACUGGCACCGACUACACUUGCUCAGCUGUAUCACCAUUGACAGAUACAAAUAAAAACAUUUGGACCAAAUAUCCCUAUUAUUCAGUAGACCAUAGUCAGAUGUAUUUUUAUUAGAGUGCAUCGAUACAGCAAACGACCAGUCACAUAGUCAGAUGUAUUGAAAUACAAUACUUUUGUAUUAGAAAGCGUGUAUUGAUGCAGCAGUCGUUCAGUCACCAUUUUAGGAGCUGUUGUUAUUGAGGAUGUGGAUCUGAUAAUCUCCCCAUGCAGUGUCAGCAGAUUCUGAGUCAUCUCCAAGGGCAGGCCAGGGGAGUAGAUUCUGCUGAAAUCUCUGAUGUGAGUCAACACACUGUCACAGAAUUUCCACUGUGCCUUCCUUUCACUCCCUAAACUAAACCAUAUUCACAUGAUCUGAUUUUGUAACACGUUUUCUUCCAUUUUCUAUGCAGAAGUUUCAAAAAGCUGGGAUCCAACUUGACAAAGAGGCUCUACAGGAGGUUGUCCAAUUUCUCUUGUUAACAUUCAGGUAUUGUAGCUGUUUGUAAUCCGCAACCAUGAAACUUCUGCACUCAUAAAUACACUGCUCCAAAAAAUUAAGGGAACACUUAAACAACACAAUGUAACUCCAAGUCAAUCACACUUCUGUGAAAUCAAACUGUCCACUUAGGAAGCAACACUGAUUGACAAUACAUUUCACAUGCUGUUGUGCAAAUGGAAUAGACAACAGGUGGAAAUUAUAGGCAAUUAGCAAGACACCCCCAAUAAAGAAGUGGUUCUGCAGGUGGUGACCACAGACCACUUCUCAGUUCCUAUGCUUCCUGGCUGAUGUUUUGGUCACUUUUGAAUGCUGGCGGUGCUUUCACUCUAGUGGUAGCAUGAGACGGAGUCUACAACCCACACAAGUGGCUCAGGUAGUGCAGCUCACCCAGGAUGGCACAUCAAUGCGAGCUGUGGCAAGAAGGUUUGCUGUGUCUGUCAGCGUAGUGUCCAGAGCAUGGAGGCGCUACCAGGAGACAGGCCAGUACAUCAGGAGAUGUGGAGGAGGCCGUAGGAGGGCAACAACCCAGCAGCAGGACCGCUACCUCCGCCUUUGUGCAAGGAGGAGCACUGCCAGAGCCCUGCAAAAUGACCUCCAGCAGGCCACAAAUGUGCAUGUGUCUGCUCAAACGGUCAGAAACAGACUCCAUGAGGGUGGUAUGAGGGCCCUAUGUCCACAGGUGGGGAUUGUGCUUACAGCCCAACACCGUGCAACACCGUUCUGCUGCCUGCAACAUCCUCCAGCAUGACCGGUUUGGCGGUGGGUCAGUCAUGGUGUGGGGUGGCAUUUCUUUGGGGGGCCGCACAGCCCUCCAUGUGCUCGCCAGAGGUAGCCUGACUGCCAUUAGGUACCGAGAUUAGAUCCUCAGACCCCUUGUGAGACCAUAUGCUGGUGCGGUUGGCCCUGGGUUCCUCCUAAUACAAGACAAUGCUAGACCUCAUGUGGCUGGAGUGUGUCAGCAGUUCCUGCAAGAGGAAGGCAUUGAUGCUAUGGACUGGCCCGCCCGUUCCCCAGACCUGAAUCCAAUUGAGCACAUCUGGGACAUCAUGUCUCGCUCCAUCCACCAACGCCACGUUGCACCACAGACUGUCCAGGAGUUGGCGGAUGCUUUAGUCCAGGUCUGGGAGGAGAUCCCUCAGGACACCAUUCGCCACCUCAUCAGGAGCAUGCCCAGGCGUUGUAGGGAGGUCAUACAGGCACGUGGAGGCCACACACACUACUGAGCCUCAUUUUGACUUGUUUUAAGGACAUUACAUCAAAGUUGGAUUAGCCUGUAGUGUGGUUUUCCACUUUAAUUUUGACGGUGACUCCAAAUCCAGACCUCCAUGGGUUGAUAAAUUUGAUUUCCAUUGAUAAUUCUUGUGUGAUUUUGUUGUCAGCACAUUCAACUAUGUAAAGAAAAAAGUAUUUAAUAAGAUUAUUUCAUUCAUUCAGAUCUAGGAUGUGUUGUUUAAGUGUUUCCUUAAUUUUUUUGAGCAGUGUAUAUCCAUCCAUGCAGCGUUCAGUAUGCACAUCGAGCUUGUGUUUGCUCCUCCUUUGAUAGGUCAGGAACCAGUUGUGGGUAGUGGCUUCAGGGCCAUGGCUAUGAUUUGUUACUAAAGUAAUUGGUUUUAUUUAUUUGGAGAGUCACUUAUUUUUCAAUAUUUUGUGGGUGAGUUUUUGAGUUGUGGGUUUGAAUGAAUGUGUACAGUGCAUUCGGAAAGUAUUCAGACCCCUUGACUUUUUCCACAUUUUGUUACAUUACAGCUUUAUUCUAAAAUUGAUUUAAAAAAUGUUUCCCCCUCAUCAAUCUACAAACAAUACCCCAUAAUGACAAAGCGGAAGCAGGUUUUUAUAAUAUUUUUCCAAAUGUAUAAAAUAAAUGUGUAUAAAAAAUACCUUAUUUACAUAAGUAUUCGGACCCUUUGCUAAGAGACUCGAAAUUGAGAUCAGGUACAUCCUGUUUCCAUUGAUCGUCCUUGAGAUGUGUCUACAACUUGAUUGGAGUCCACCUGUGGUACAUUUAAUUGAUUGGACAUGAUUUGGAAAUGCACACACCUGUCUAUAUAAGGUCCCACGGUUGACAGUGCAUGUCAGAGCAAAAACCAAGCCAUGAGGUUGAAGGAAUUGUCUGUAGAGCUCAGAGACAGGAUUUUGUCGAGGCACAGAUCUGGGAAAGGGUACCAAAAAAUGUCUGCAGCAUUGAAGGUCCCCAAGAACACAGUGGCCUCCAUCAUUGUUAAAUGGAAGAAGUUUGGAACCACCAAGACUCUUCCUAGAGCUGGUCUCCCGGCCAAACUAAGCAAUUGGUGGAGAAGGGCCUUGGUCAAGGAGGUGACCAAGAACCCGAUGGUCACUCUGAUAGAGCUCCAGAGUUCCUCUGUGGAGAUGGGAGAACCUUCCAGAAGGACCUUCCCUACUGUGAAGCAUGGUGGUGGCAGCAUCAUGCUGUGGGGAUAUUUUCCAGCGGAAGGGACUGGGAGACUAGUCAGGAUCAAUGGAAAGAUGAAAGUACAGAGAAAGCGCUCAGGACCUCAGACUGGGGAUGAAGGUUCACCUUCCAACAGGACAAUGACCCUAAGCACACAACCAAGAACGCAGGAGUGGCUUUGGGACAAGUCUCUGAAUGUCCUUGAGUGGCCCAGCCAGAGCUCGGACUUGAAACCGAUCGAACAUCUCUGGAGAGACCUGAAAAUAAACUCAGCAAAAAAAGAAACGUUCUCUCACUGUGAACUGCGUUUAUUUUCAGCAAACUUAACAUGUGUAUAUAUUUGUAUGAACAUAACAAGAUGCAACAACUGACACAUAAACUGAACAAGUUCCACAGACAUGUGACUAACACAAAUUGAAUAAUGUGUCCCUGAACAAAGGGGGGGGGGGGGGUCAAAAUCUAAAGUAACAGUCAGUCUCUGCUGUGGCCACCAGCUGCAUUAAGUACUGCAGUGCAUCUCCUCCUCAUGGACUGCACCAGAUUUGCCAGUUCUUGCUGUGAGAUGUUACCCCACUCUUCCACCAAGGCACCUGCAAGUUCCCUGACAUUUCUGGGGGGAAUGGCCCUAGCCCUCACCCUCCGAUCCAACAGGUCCCAGAUGUGCUCAAUGGGAUUGAGAUCCGGGCUCUUCGCUGGCCAUGGCAGAACACUGACAUUCCUGUCUUGCAGGAAAUCACACACAGAAUGAGCAGUAUGGCUGGUGACAUUGUCAUGCUGGAGGGUCAUGUCAGGAUGAGCCUGCAGGAAGGGUACCACAUGAGAGAGGAGGAUGUCUUCCCUGUAACGCACAGCGUUGAGAUUGCCUGCAAUGACAACAAGCUCAGUCCAAUGAUGCUGUGACACACCGCCCCAGACCAUGACGGACCCUCCACCUCCAAAUCGAUCCCGCUCCAGAGUACAGGCCUUGGUGUAACGCACAUUCCUUCGACAAUUUUUUGCUGAGUUUAGCUUUGCAGCGAUGCUCCCCAUCCAACCUGACAGUGUGCCAAGCUUGUAGCAUCAUACCAAAGACUCAAGGCUGGAAUCGCUGCCAAAGGUGUUUCAACAAAGUACUGAGUAAAGGGUCUGAAUACUUAUGUAAAUGUUAUAUUUCAAAAAGCAAUUGUUAUUAAUUUGCAAACAUUUCUAUAAAACUGUUUUUGCUUUGUCAGUAUGGGGUAUCGUGUCUAGAUUUGAGAAAAACAACUAUUUAAUACAUUUUAGAAUAAGGCUGUAACGUAACAAAAUGUCGAAAAAGGGGAAGGGGUCUGAAUACUUUCCAAAUGCACUGUAUAAGUUGACUGGGUUCAGACAACUGUGUUAAAUAAACACAUUGGUGCUAUUUUAACAGGUCCACUGAAAAGAGCAACCUCUCUGCUGAUGUACUGGUAGCUAGGCUGGGAGAGGGCAGCAGUAAGUGGUCCAAAGCUGCUCUUCAGGUGCUCCACCGGCUGUGGAGUGAUCAGGGUACCCUAGUCAACACGCACCAAGAGGUCCAGGCCAUGCUUAGCAUCGGACAGGUAGGCCUACACCCUGCUACUGGAGCCAACCAAAAACAAAUGGAUUCUCUUCUUGCUUAACUCCAGGUCAACUCCUAGCUUCUUCCUAGCUCCUACUCCAUAGGCACUUGUGUAUAUUUGAAACCAUUGGACAUGGAGGGCAAGGUAUAGCUAGGAAGUUUGCAGCACGUGAAGUGCACAGAAGGUGCUAAAGGUAGUUUUGGAAAGGGGUAUUGGAAUCUCCUAAUUAAGGGUGGGAAAUUGUACCCACAAAGGGCAAGUGUGGGUGCAGGCUUUUGCCCCAGACCAUGCUACAGUAUAAUACACCUGAUUCAUCUAAUCAACCAAUCAUAGUCUUCCACAAGACUUAAGCCACUUCCAGAGCGUCUGCAAAGCAGUCGCACUGCACAAAUUGAUCAACGAUUUAAUGCCGUGUUAUCUACAGUGGGUCCUCAUUUAAUGGUUGCUCCAUACAGCUUGUGGGAUGCUGCAGAAUGUUAUGGCAUGUUGGAGUGCAGGAUGUCAUAGUAUGUUACUGUCAGCCAUGGUUGCCAUUAAUGCUAGUUUGACCACCAGAGGGAAUAUUUGCGGGAGUCUUUAUCAAGCUUGUUGGUGCUUGCUUACUUUUCCAAAUAAUCCUACAGAGGUCCAUGCAGGCCAGACGUUUGGAUUGCUAUCUAUACCAUAUCCAAAAGAGCAUAUUCUAAGGUUUUUAAUUAACCUAGUUUUGCCAAACAACACAAAAUGUUUUACAGAUGGUCUCCCUUUCAAAAUAUGUUUUCCUUGAAUAACCACAGCUCCAUGCCUACUGAUGACAAUUAGCAAAUACCGUUUUGGGGAAAAUUUCAUUUUUAUUGUAUUCUGUUAUAUUCCAUCAUAUUCAUACUGUAAAGGUCUGGGGAAUAUAAGAAUGCGAUGUCUGCUAAAUGAACAAGUUAAUUUCAUUGACAUGGCUCAGCCAUAGCCUCAGCUACAAUAGCACAGAUAAAUAAAUCUUAAAACAUGCUAUUCUGUUCUUUUGAAAUACAUUGUCUUAGUACCAUGUUUUUUAUGAACUCCCUAAACAAAAUAUUGAUGGAUGUCUUUGUGAUUGUGUAUAUUAAAUUGAUUUAUUAGACUGCCGGUUAUUGGUAGGCUACUCAUCAAGUCCCGGCAAUUCUACUGUUAAAAUGCAUAUGGUGCAGAAGACCUUCAUGGCGAUUUGAGGAAAAAAUUAUCUGAACGUUUUUAUUUUAUGUUAUUUAUCUCAAUGUAGGCCUACUGCUAGAGUGCAAAAUACACAUAUAUUCAGGAAAAGUCAGGGACAGGUGUGUUCAAGGUUUUUACUGAAAUGAAGUAAUUGAAAUGACAUGGAGCUGCAGGCCGAACAGUCCUGUUUACUGUAGCUGUUUUAACGUAACUUACUUAUUGGCAUAAAGGCCUACUUCAAUAUAGUAUAUCAAUCAAUAAUUCAUUCAUUUGUGCAUGUCAUCACUCAACAUACAUGUCAUCCAUGUCUUUAAAUACAGUAAAGCAUUUUAGUUAUAAAAUGAAUUAACAAAGGUAGCCUUGAAUAAUUAAACUGCAACAUUUAAAUGUUACAUUGUAGUCAUUUAGCAGACGCUCUUUUCCAGAGCGACUUAUAGUAGUGAGUGGCAAUUAAUUUUUAUUUUUUACUUUUUCCCGUACUGCUCCCCCGUGGGAAUCAAACCCACAACCCACAACUCUGACUGACCGCAACAUCUAUCGGUAGUCUAAACUGUGGCACAAAUUGAGGGAUUUUUCACACCUAGCUGAGCGAGCUAUUAGACUAUCCUUUCGUAAAAAUAAAAAUAUAUCUUAAUUCAUGGUGUGGUUUAUUUUUAGCCAAAUGUUGAAUAGACAUGCAGACAAAUUAAUUAAUGUAGGAAAAGAGGAAUAAUAGGCUACUGUCUGUAGUCAUGAAAACAAUUUGGUUAAAGAAAUUGAUGUUAUUUUGUUGGGUAAUGGAUCGGCUCUCAGAACUCAUUCUAUCUUCAAUAUAAUCAUUAAUUCACAAGGUUAAACCCAUAGGUCUCAGGCCUGCGUUAAAUUAGAUUACCAGGUUAAUUUUUAAUUAGGUUAUAAUAAUCUGUGACUUCUGGGAAUAUUAUAAAGUCCAAAAGUUAUGGGUCGGAGUUAGAAAGUUGGCUGUCAGAAGUAUUACAAUGGAAAUUAACUUUUAAUCUGUCUGUCUGCAUAUUUCAAGACAUGGCAUAUAAGGGUGCUGUGAGAUACCCUAUGGGUUGGACAAUACUUUUCUCGUCAAUCAUCUUGAAAAAACGUAUACUUAAAAACUGAAAAUAAACCAAUGUCAGCCUUUAAAUGCUUUAUUAUCCAAAUGUUGAAAACAAAAUGGUGCAGUUUGAGGCCAUGUAGCGGAAAGUGAUGCGGGCGCUGGAGAUGGGGGGUGUGAGCAGGUGGGUCUGGGCAGGUGUGAUGUAGUUGUCGUUUGUAUGUGUAUGUUUUGUAUUGUCUAAAGAAAUUAAAUACAAUUUUACAAUAAAAUAAAAUAAAUGACAGGCUUGCAACACACAUCUGAUUAUUCAUUAUGAAUAGGAUUGAUUUGAUUUAUUUCGUUUGCAUUCUUUAUUGUAACCACAAUGUCACAAAUAAUUGAACACAUAUACAUACACACACACACACACACACAACAUAAGUAGAUUAACUUUGUCAAAACAUUUAUUUAUUAAAGACGAUCAGAAAGUAUGUUGGUACUUUUAUUUUAUUAUAAAUAAAUACAUUCUGGGGGUAGAUCAGCUUAAUAUUGCAGAUAGAUUGUAACUUCUAUCAAUGUAAUUGUCUGUAUCACUUCCAAUCCCCCAUGUUUUUUAUACACUGCUCAAAAAAAUACUGUGCUUCCAACUUUGUGGCAACAGUUUGGGGAAGGCCCUUUCCUGUUUCAGCAUGACAAUGCCCCCGAGCACAAAGCGAGGCCCAUACAAAAAUGGUUUGUCGAGAUCGUUGUGGAAGAACUUGACUGGCCUGCACAGAGCCCUGACCUCAACCCCAUUCAUCCUUUGGGAUGAAUUGGAACACCAACUGUGAGCCAGGCCUAAUCGCCCAACAUCAAUGCCCGACCUCACUAAUGCUCGUGGCUGAAUGGAAGCAAGUCCCCGGAGCAAUGUUCCAACAUACACUGCUCAAAAAAAUAAAGGGAACACUUAAACAACACAAUGUAACUCCAAGUCAAUCCCACUUCUGUGAAAUCAAACUGUCCACUUAGGAAGCAACACUGAUUGACAAUACAUUUCACAUGCUGUUGUGCAAAUGGAUAGACAACAGGUGGAAAUUAUAGGCAAUUAGCAAGACACCCCCAAUAAAGAAGUGGUUCUGCAGGUGGUGACCACAGACCACUUCUCAGUUCCUAUGCUUCCUGGCUGAUGUUUUGGUCACUUCUGAAUGCUGGCGGUGCUUUCACUCUAGUGGUAGCAUGAGACGGAGUCUACAACCCACACAGGUAGUGCAGCUCAUCCAGGAUGGCACAUCAAUGCGAGCUGUGGCAAGAAGGUUUGCUGUGUCUGUCAGCGUAGUGUCCAGAGCAUGGAGGCGCUACCAGGAGACAGGCCAGUACAUCAGGAGACGUGGAGGAGGCCGUAGGAGGGCAACAACCCAGCAGCAGGACCGCUACCUCCGCCUUUGUGCAAGGAGGAGCACUGCCAGAGCCCUGCAAAAUGACCUUCAGCAGGCCACAAAUGUGCAUGUGUCUGCUCAAACGGUCAGAAACAGACUCCAUGAGGGUGGUAUGAGGGCCCGACGUCCACAGGUGGGGGUUGUGCUUACAGCCCAACACCGUGCAGGACGUUUGGCAUUUGCCAGAGAACACCAAGAUUGGCAAAUUCGCCACUGGCGCCCUGUGCUCUUCACAGAUGAAAGCAGGUUCACACUGAGCACAUGUGACAGACGUGACAGAGUCUGGAGACGCCGUGGAGAACGUUCUGCUGCCUGCAACAUCCUCCAGCAUGACCGGUUUGGCAGAGGGUCAGUCAUGGUGUGGGGUGGCAUUUCUUUGGGGGGCCGCACAGCCCUCCAUGUGCUCGUCAGAGGUAGCCUGACUGCCAUUAGGUACCGAGAUGAGAUCCUCAGACCCCUUGUGAGACCAUAUGCUGGUGUGGUUGGCCCUGGGUUCCUCCUAAUGCAAGACAAUGCUAGACCUCAUGUGGCUGGAGUGUGUCAGCAGUUCCUGCAAGAGGAAGGCAUUGAUGCUAUGGACUGGCCCGCCCGUUCCCCAGACCUGAAUCCAAUUGAGCACAUCUGGGACAUCAUGUCUCGCUCCAUCCACCAACGCCACGUUGCACCACAGACUGUCCAGGAGUUGGCGGAUGCUUUAGUCCAGGUCUGGGAGGAGAUCCCUCAGGAGACCAUCCGCCACCUCAUCAGGAGCAUGCCCAGGCGUUGUAGGGAGGUCAUACAGGCACGUGGAGGCCACACACACUACUGAGCCUCAUUUUGACUUUUUUUAAGGACAUUACAUCAAAGUUGGAUCAGCGUGUAGUGUGGUUUUCCACUUUAAUUUUGAGGGUGACUCCAAAUCCAGACCUCCAUGGGUUGAUAAAUUUGAUUUCCAUUGAUAAUUUUUGUGUGAUUUUGUUGUCAGCACAUUCAACUAUGUAAAGAAAAAAGUAUUUAAUAAGAUUAUUUCAUUCAUUCAGAUCUAGGAUGUGUUGUUUAAGUGUUCCCUUAAUUUUUUUGAGCAGUGUAUAUAUACUCCCCUUUAUUACUUUUCAACCCCGCCAUCCUUUCCCUACUUGGGGUAAAUUAGUGAACAACAAUGCUCAGGCCUCUACUUCCAGCCUAUACUUACUAUCUACACCUUAUGGACACAGUCAAUUUUACAAUAAUUAUAUUUUAUUUGUUUUUUUUUGUAUUUGGUCCUGAACUACUUCUACUCUCAACCUCUCCGAUAAUUUUCAUGAUGUCCAUCCGGUUUGCUUCUAUAUGCGACAUCUAACUGUGCUCUUUCCCAAAAGCUCCCAACAUACAACCCAUAUACAGUGGGGGGAAAAAGUAUUUAGUCAGCCACCAAUUGUGCAAGUUCUCCCACUUAAAAAGAUGAGAGAGGCCUGUAAUUUUCAUCACAGGUACACGUCAACUAUGACAGACAAAUUGAGAUUUUUUUUCUCCAGAAAAUCACAUUGUAGGAUUUUUAAUGAAUUUAUUUGCAAAUUAUGGUGGAAAAUAAGUAUUUGGUCACCUACAAACAAGCAAGAUUUCUGGCUCUCACAGACCUGUAAGAGGCUCCUCUGUCCUCCACUCGUUACCUGUAUUAAUGGCACCUGUUUGAACUUGUUAUCAGUAUAAAAGACACCUGUCCACAACCUCAAACAGUCACACUCCGAUCUUUAUAUUUUCCACUUGUAUCCUGUUUCAGUAAUAAUGAGAUCAGACCUUCUUCUUGAGUGUCAGAUAAUCUACCAUUUACAUAGGAGUGGUUAAAACAUGCUAAUAACGGUCCUCUUAGUAUAUCAAAAAUGUUUUGGUAUACCUCGACUGGUAUGCCAUCCAACCCUGGAGUUUUCCCGGACUUAAAGUCUUUAAUUGCAUCCAGAAGUUCCUCCUCUGUAAUUUCACCUUCACAUGAGUCUUUCUGUAUGGCUGUUAAUUUGACAAUAUCAAUUGAAAAAAAAUCGUUACAAUUAGCUUCAGUUAGAGGAGAUGGAGGCGACUGAAAAGAAAACAUAUGCUUAAAGUACUUUGUUUCCUCCUUCAAAAUAUAAUUUGGUGAAUCAUGGGUGACUCCGUCAAUUGUAGAAUGUUGGUACUUGAUCCAAAGCCAAAGCCACGAAUGAGUGACUCACAAAGCUUUAUGCUGACAAAUAUAGCUUACUGCUGCAAAAUAGCCUACUCUAUAGGCCAAGCCUAAACAAAUAAAUGAUAUUAAAUUGCCUAAAUAAACUAGUACAUUUCAUAAAUAAAAUAAAUACAUUUAAGUAGCUCAGGUCUUGAAAAUAUGGGCAACCUUUUUUACCUCCCUGUCCUCGCUGGACUCUCUUUGAUUCAGUUUCUUCUUCACAUCAGCAAAGAAGGACUCUGUGUUUCAGAAACUCACUUUAUAUAAAGGGGCUAUCACUCUUUCACACUGGUAAAUAAAGCCAGUUUGUUAUUUAGAAUUAUUUAUUUUUGUUUUUAGAGGGAGAGAAGCCAAAAGCCCACCGUGCCUGGUCGCAGGCUCGCAGCUGGCCUCUCUCUGAAACCACAAAUCCAUCUGUAGGUGACGCUUUAUCCUUUGGAACCACUGAAUUACCAGGUGGACAGUAGGCCUCUUGAAGCGAUAGAGGAAAUCAACAAGAUGUUCUUUCACAAUAGCUGGCCUUAUGUUAUCUGCAGUUUUUAGCUGCACUGUCCCACUCCAUGGUAGAUAACACCCACUCUUCAUUUAUGUAAUGGUCAGUCCACAUGUCAGGUGUAAUUGCGCCAUUGUAUUUACCCAAAUUCUCUCUCAACUCCGGGACCACCCGCCAGCUGAUGUUUUGUGUUGUUGCAUGAUGCAGGACUCCAGUGGGAGAGGAGACUGACUCUCGGACUGAAACAUUCACACCUCCAUUAAUUUACAAAAGGAUAGUCUAAAGGAUGGGCUCCCGAGUGGCGCAGCGGUCUAAGGCACUGCAUCUCAGUGCUUGAGGCGUCACUACAGACCCCAUGGUUAGAUUCCAGGCUGUAUCACAACCGGACGUGAUUGGGAGUCCCAUAGGGUGGCGCACAAUUGGCCCAGCGUCGUCCGGGUUUGUCCGGUAUAGGCCGUCAUUGUAAAUAAGAAUUUGUUCUUAACUGACUUGCCUAGUUAAAUAAAGGUUAAAUAAAUAAAAUAAAAAUAGCUCGGCUAGGUGUGAAUAAUCCCCCAAUUUGUGCCACAGUUUAGACUACCGAUAGAUCAGCAUUCUAACUCCCCCUUGUGAUAGUUUGGCGCAAUGACAGAAUUAUGCAAUUGACCACAAACUGUCCCGGCAUAAGCUCAAUGUUUUUUUUUAUUGAGGAACCAGUGCAUUGCAGUCGGACAUCAGAUUACAAUAUUGUAUUGAUGCGGUCACUGACAUGUUAAAUAUUUAUGUAUAGUGGCUUGGAACAUGGCCUUUAUUAGUUAAAUAAGCUACAUUACCAGGAGCAAAAGCUUGCAUCCACAGUCCACACUGGCCAUCACAGGGUUAAGAUGGCGCUUCCCAGUCUGUAUAUAGUGCAUUCGGAAAGUAGUCAGACCCCUUGACUUUUUCCACAUUUUGUUACGUUACUAUCUUAUUCUAAAAUGGAUGAAAUUGUUUUUUUCCCUCAUCAAUCUACACACCCCAUAAUGACAAAGUAAAAACAGGUUUUUAUAAAUUUUUACAAAUGUAUUAAAAAUUACAAAAUUAAAGAAACAUCCUCUCACUGUCAACUGCAUUUAUUUUCAGCAAACUUAACGUGUAAAUAUUUGUUUGAAAAUAACAAGAUUCAACAACUGAGACAUAAACUGAAGAAGUUCCACAGACAUGUGGAUUAAUGCGUCCCUGAACAAAGGGGGGGUCAAAAUCAAAAGUAACAGUCAGUAUCUGCUGUGACCACCAGCUGCAUUAAGUACUGCAGUGCAUCUCCUCCUCAUGGACUGCACCAGAUUUGCCAGUUCUUGCUGUGAGAUGUUACCCUGCUCUUCCACUAAGGCACCUGCAAGUUCCCGGACAUUUCUGGGGGGAAUGGCCCUAGCCCUCACCCUCCGAUCCAACAGGUCCCAGACGUGCUCAAUGGGAUUGAGAUCCGGGCUCUUCGCUGGCCAUGGCAGAACAUUGACAUUCCUGUCUUGCAAGAAAUCACGCACAGAACGAGCAGUAUGGCUGGUGACAUUGUCAUGCUGGAGGGUCAUGUCAGGAUGAGCCUGUAGGAAGGGUACCACAUGAGGGAGGAGGAUGUCUUCCCUGUAACGCACAGCGUUGAGAUUGCCUGCAAUGACAACAAGCUCAGUCCGAUGAUGCCGUGACGCACCGCCCCAGACCAUGACGGACCCUCCACCUCCAAAUCGAUCCCACUCCAGAGUACAGGCCUCGGUGUAACGCUCAUUCCUUCGACGAUAAACGCAAAUCCGACCAUCACCCCUGGUGAGACAAAACCUCGACUCGUCAGUGAAGAGCACUUUUUGCCAGUCCUGUCUGGUCCAGCGACGGUGGGUUUGUGCCCAUAGGCGACAUUGUUGCCGGUGAUGUCUGGUGAGGACCUGCCUUACAACAGGCCUACAAGCCCUCAGUCCAGCCUCUCUCAGCCUAUUGCGGACAGUCUGAGCACUGAUGGAGGGAUUGUGUGUUCCUGGUGUAACUCAGGCAGUUGUUGUUGCCAUCCUGUACCUGUCCCGCAAGUGUGAUGUUCAGAUGUACCGAUCCUGUGCAGGUGUUGUUACACUUGGUCUGCCACUGUGAGGAUGAUCAGCUGUCCGUCCUGUCUCUCUGUAGCGCUGUUUUAGGCGUCUCACGGUACGGACAUUGCAAUUUAUUGCCCUGGCCACAUCUGCAGUCCUCAGGCCUCCUUGCAGCAUGCCUAAGGCACAUUCACGCAGAUGAGCAGGGACCCUGGGCAUCUUUCUUUUGGUGUUUUUCAGAGUCAAUAGUUUUCAUAACUGUGAUCUUAAUUGCCUACCGUCUGUAAGCUGUUAGUGUCUUAACGACCGUUCCACAGGUGCAUGUUCAUUAAUUGUUCAUGGUUCAUUGAACAAGCAUGGGAAACAGUGUUUAAACCCUUAACAAUUAAGAUCUGUGAAGUUAUUUGGAUUUUUACAAAUUAUCUUUGAAAUACAGAGUUUAUGACAUUUACAUAAGUAUUCAGACCCUUUACUCAGUACUUUGUUGAAGCAUCUUUGGCAGCGAUUACAGCCUUGAGUCUUCUUGGGUAUAACGCAAACAAGCUUGGCACAUCUGUAUUUGGGGAGUUUCUCCCAUUCUUCUCUGCAGAUCCUCUUAAGCUCUGUCAGGUUGAGUGGGGAGCGUCGCUGCACAGCUAUUUUCAGAUCUAUCCAGAGAUGUUAGAUCGGGUUCAAGUCCGGGCUUUGGCUGGGACACUCAAGGACAUUCAGAGACUUGUCCCGAAGCCACUCCUGCGUUGUCUUUGCUGUGUGCUUAGGGUCGUAGUCUUGUUGGAAGGUGAACCUUCGCCCCAGUCUGAGGUUCUGAGCGCUCUGGAGUAGGUUUUCAUCAAGGAUCUCUCUGUACUUUGCUCCGUUUAUCUUUCCUUCGAUCCUGACUAGUCUUCAAGUCAGUGCCGCUGAAAAACAUCCCCACUGCAUGAUGCUGCCACCACCAUGCUUCACCAUAAGGAUGGUGCCAGGUUUCCUCCAGAUGUGACACUUGGCAUUGGUUUCAUCAGACCAGAGAAUCUUGUUUUUCAUGUCUGAGUCCUUUAGAUGCCUUUUGGAAAACUCCAAGCGGACUGUCAUGUGCCUUUUACUGAGGGGUGGCUUCCGUCUGGCCACUCUACUAUAAAGGCCUGAUUGGUGGAGUGCUGUGGAUAUUUUUUGGUAGCCUUCCCCAGAUCUGUGCCUCGACAGAAUCCUGUCUCGGAGCUCUACGGACAAUUCCUUUGACCUCAUGGCUUGGUUUUUGCUCUGACAUGCACUGUCAACUGUGGGACCUUAUAUAGACAGGUGUGUGCUUUUCCAAAUCAUGUCCAAUCAAUUGAAUUUACCACAGGUGGAUUCCAAGUUGCAAAAAUCUCAAGGAUAAUCAAUGGGAACAGGAUGCACCUGAGCUCAAAGUCUCAUAGCAAAGGGUCUGAAUAGUUAUGUAAAUAAGGUAUUUUUAUUUUUUAUUUUUAAUACAUUUUCAACCAUUUUUAAAAACCUGUUUUCACUUUGUUAUUAUUGGGUAUUGUGUGUAGAUUGAUGAGAAAAAAAUAAUAUUGAAUCAAUUUUAGAAUAACGUAAACAUAAAAAAAUAAUGUGGAAAAAGUCAAGGCGUCUGAAUACUUUUCGAAUGCACUGUAAAUGCUUUGCUAUCUGUAGUUGCAAGUGAGCUGUUGUUGAUUUAACCCUCGGUGUGCCUGUCUGUCUAGCUGGUGGACAUGCAGUGGAAGCUGGGCAUGGCGGUGAGCUCGGACACCUGUCGCUCUCUCAACUCCCCCUAUGUCUCCCUCCUGCUGAAGAUCGCAGACACCUCUGGACAGAUCUCCCAACGGUCCUUUGAAAUGACCAUUGCACAAUUCCAGGUCAGUUUAUUCUUAAUCUAAAAGCUAUGGAUGAGUGAUGUUAGAGAUGAUUGAAGGGUUUGUUUAUAUGGUGCUACUGUACAACUGUCCUUUAUUCUUAAGUAAAAUACCUUAGCCAGUUUACCUCUGAAUGUUGGACUAACUCGGUUGAGUUACUGCUGUAAGUAGCACUACCCCCCCCCCCCCCCCCCCCCCCACACACACACACACACACACACACACACACACACACACACACACACACACACACACACACACACUGCUUUAGGAUCCUGCUCUGUUGGUAACCCAGCCUGUCGUGUGUGUAUGUAUGUACAGGUAUGUUUGUGUGCGUGUGACAUUGCGUCAGAAAAAAAAUGAAGAACAAAUUACGAUCUAUUCUAUUUACUGACAGACUUUUCCUACUCUCUUUGCAGAACUUCUACAGUCAAUUCAAGGAGGUGGCAGCUGUUUUGGAAACAGUAUGACGCUCUGGGGCCCAGAAACCGCUCCUUGAUGAGAAUGCCCUGGCCUGUAUUGACAGUUGACAGUAUUGGUAAUGUUUACGCUCAAAGCAUUUGUGUCCACGAAUGCUGAAUUCUCGCAAAUGUAUUAAUAAGCCAUGCAUUAACAUUAAUACUUCAACACCUAAAAUUAGUUUACUCAAAAUACUAAUAAUUAUGGAUAUUGAUGAAUAAUCAUGCAUAUUACAAGUAGUGUAAUCUAUAAGCGUGAAGUAGGCCUAGUUCAGAUUUCGCUGCCCUCCUUGUAUAGAUGCCCAGAAAAUAUACUUUGGCUCUUUUGAUGAAAGAAGUGCAACACUGAUUGUACAGUAUAUUCACAAUGACGUGAAUAAUUCAUUGACAUUUUUACAAUAUGGUACAAUAUUUUGCACUGCAAGACUAUCACCAUUUAUGACCCUGGUUCAGCACUGUUGAUAUGUAGACAGACAUACAGUACCAGUCAAAA
Molecule: messenger RNA, 25960 nt
Organism: Coregonus sp. 'balchen'
Lineage: Eukaryota; Metazoa; Chordata; Actinopteri; Salmoniformes; Salmonidae
Source: the annotation of a GenBank genome assembly